GAGAGAGAGAGAGAGAGAGAGAGAUUCCUCCACAGCCGAGGAAGCGGCGGCAGGUGGUUGGAGCCUCCUGGAGAGCGGUCGCCGUCUCUCCCUCCGCGGUUCCCACGCCCGUCGUCCGCCCUGGCCGUAGCGGGCAUGGCCGAAUUCUUGAAUCAAGCCGCCGUGGUGGGCUUCCUUCGGGAACGCGGCGGCAAGGUGCGCAAUUCGCUGCUGGUCGGCCACUUCAAGCCGCUGUUGGACGUGCCCAAGGCGACGCCGAAGGUCCGAGCCGCUGUCCGGCAGCGCUUCGUCCAGUUGGUCAACAGCGUGGCGGUCGUGCAGGUCUCUGAGGGGAACAAGUGGGUCGUGCUCAAAAAAAGGCACCAGUUGGUACCGGAGUCCUCCGAUGCGGACCCGAGAUCGAUCGCCUUCGGGGACCUGUCUGACGAGGAAACCUCAGAAGGCGCCGAUUCUGGAGCGCCCGCUUGCCCUGCCGGCUUCGUGGCGCCUCGGAGCUCGCCUGGAGAGGAGGAGGACCCUGAACCGCCUCAGACUAUCCCGGUGAUCCAGUUGAAGAACCUCUUUCAAAGGGAAGGCUCGGAAAUCCUCAAAGUCCCCAGUGUCAAAGACCAUUUGGCCCCCAAAGGUGCCUCCCCCAAGCCCUGCAUGCUGCCGCUCCGUUCGGUGCCCCCUACCAGCAAAGCUAAGAAAUCUGAGGAGUUGAGCCCUGAGCAAGACAGGAUCCCAGUCCAAGAUGGUCUCUCAGUGGAUCUCUCUGCCAUCCUUCCUUCUACCUCCCCUCAUACUAAGAGGCGGCAGCUAAAUGAAGUGGGGCCCAAAUCCCCUUCCCUGAGAAGAGGGUCUAAACCACUAAAGGUGGGUGAGGAAGCUGACAGCACAGCCAAUGUGCCCUUGGAACCUGCUGAGCACCAGUGGGUGGUGAACGCCACAGCCGGCCAGUGGUCCCAGCAACUUCAUGGCUUGCUGCUCAUUGACUUGAACCUGGCGAGCAAAAGAGAUUUCAUGAGCGGCUUCACAGUUCUCCACUGGGCAGCUAAAAGUGGAAAUUGCAGAACACUGAGCAAAGUCAUAGAAAUGGCUGAGAAAGGAGGUAUUCCUGUUGAUGUAAAUGCUAAGUCCUUUGGGGGUUAUACUCCGCUCCAUAUUGCUGCUAUCCAUGGGCAGGAAGAAGUUAUUAGCCAGCUGGUUAAAGUUUACAAUGCCAAAGUCAAUUUAAGAGACUACAGUGGGAAGAAACCAUUCCAGUAUUUAAAAGAAGGCUCGUCUUUUGCAGUCAGACAUCUCUUAAAUGACCCUGGUCUUCACACCAACACUGGACAGAACCCUUCUACCAAGAAGAGCAUAAAAGUGGCUGCUUCUAUCUUGAGUUCCACCAGCACUGUCCUGGGACUUUUAUCUGACGAUAUUGCCUUCUAUGAACUGACAAAAGGCUUGAAGAAACCUGCUCCAGUCAAUAAAUUUCUUAACUUAGCCACAGCCCCUAGGAGGAAGUUGAAGUCCAGAAGGGCUUUUUCUUCUUCUUCUUCUUCCUUGUCUCAGGCCCUGGAGGAAGAAGAGAAUGAAACUGCAUCAAAACAUAGACCGAUUUCAGAAUUGUUCUUUGGUCAUUAACCUCACUGACAUCGAGUAAUAUCAACAUUUAAUUAGACUUGGGCAGAUCUCGCAUUCACAGAAACACAUUUUGUUUUGUAGUUUUGAAUGUGUUUCAAUUUAAGUCUAAUCUAAGGAGGAAAAAGAAUCAUAGGAUUAUGAUUUAACUUGAUAGUUGCUGCUUUCCAGCAUUCAAUAAGACCGAUUUUUUCGUCCAACCAAAUCUUCAUUUAUAAAAUGGGAAUUAUUGAAGUUUCAUCUGAAUUUUAUCCAUUGGGUGGGAGUUAUUUUUUUCCCCAAUAAAAGGUAAGAUUUAGGUGCAAAUUUCCAUGAAAAUCAGUUUAGUAAGGCAACAGUCCUGCAAUACUUGAGGAAAAAAAAUCCUACUGAAAUCAGUGGACAGACUUCUUAGUAAGCACUGAUAGAAUUAAGAAUUGACAUAUAAGAUACAUGUCAGAUAUAUAUUGACAUAUAAGAUAAUUUUAUUUUGAAAAAAUAUAUAUUUUAUUCAUGCAUGCUGUUCUCAAAAGCCUCUUAAAUGUCCUGUUGUGGGAACAAAAACAUUUUUAUCAUUUCUUGGCAUCCUAUCCUAUUCCAUUAAAGUAGAUUUAACAAAUUCAUUUGUAGUAGCUCUCCUCUCCUCUCCUCCUGUGCCAUUUGUUAGGUUUGGAAAUGAUUUUUGUACAAUAAUUGAACAAGGUCCCAUUUGAUAUAAAUCUAUUUUUCAGAUGAUCUGAUUUAUGCAGUUGAAAAGAAAGCAACUGUAGUAAAACUAUAUUUUUGUUUACAAUCUAAAACUUCAGACUGAUACUUUUCCAUUAACUUUUUAAAAAUAAAUUGGAAAAAGGAAUACGCACGGCUUUUAGUAGCCAACUGAAGGUUAAUUUAUUUUAUAAAAAAUUAAAAGCCUCUAUUAAAUACGUUUAUGCAUUUACUAUGUAUAGAAUAUGAAAUGAAAUUAUAAAUCUAGCUCAUGCCAAGUUUAAGACAAAAGAGAAGAUUAAUACCUCUACCUCACUGCAAUAGUUAAGGCUUUUUAUUUAGAAAAAGCAUACAAUCCUAAUUGCACAAUUAUUACCUUCAGUUGAUAAUACAUUGGCAAUUAUGAUGUUCUGUCCUAAAAACAUUUGAAAAUAUAGUAAAAACAAUUCUAUUUAGGAUAUUUAUUUUUACACAAGAAGGAAUCAAAAUGUAACAACUUAAGCAGUUAUUUUUAUAUUUAUUAAUUGUAUGAACAUUCGAGGUAAAUCUGUUUACAGUUUCAGCCUUAAAAUUCAUUCAGUAUAGGAACUUAAAUUUAUUGUGAAAUUCUCAACAUCAAGUCCUCCUAGAUUUGAAAAUGCUUUUCAUAAACUGUUAUGAAAGCCUUGUAUAAAUGAGAUGACUACGAUCCCACUUUACAAAUAGAUGUAUAGUCGUUUUGUGUAUAUUGAUUUAAUACAGUUAAUUACUCUGUGAACUUAAAUAAGGACUCUGAAACUGAUAUGGGUUUACAGGGAAGAACAUCCCAAGUAAAUGUAUACAGAAAUCUUGUGCCUUUCUAAUGCUUUUUAUAUAAUGUAUAAGUGCUGUUGUCAUGAUGGAAUUUAUUUUUAUGUUAUGAUUCUAAGCCAAAGCCAAUUUAAAUCUGAAAAAUUUGCAUGAACUGAAAACAUGAUGUGACAAGCAUGACGGUACAGUUUAGAGAUAAGAAAACCAUCCCCUGUAGUAACUGUAGUUAAUAAUUCAGCUACAAACAGAAGUAUAAUAAUUAUCCCUGUUGGUACUAUCAUCUUAUGUAGGAAAAGAUUUUUUUAACUGAAUAUCUGAUUUGACUUUCAAAAUGCAUUCACAGAUAUAUGACACACAUUUCAUGGAAGACAUUUAAAUACUUUGGAAAAUGAAAAAAUACAUAAGUAAAAACUGAAGCAUAGUUCUAUAGGACCUUGCUUAAAAGCCCAGUGAUUAUUUAACUCCACAUUUCUAAUGCUGAAUAGCAAAAUAUAAACUAAUAUAUAUUUGUAAACUUGUAAAUCUGACAGAUUUAGCAAAUGCACCUUGAGUAGAAUACAAGCAUGCCGUGUAUUUUGGUUGGGAAUAUAAAAAAGUCAACAGGCAGCUUUAAAGAAGCAUCUAUUUCUCUGGAGCUUUUCUUUAGAGCUGUCUUGAGUGGCACAGAUGGUCUUUUUAAAAAUCCAUUGUUCUGCUAAAACAAAAUGGACAAACAGGCUAGCAUAUCUGUUUACAACAGUUUGGUUGUUUAAUCCGCAUUUGUAGUUUCAAUUUUCAACUGUGGCAUUUCACUGGACUACACUGAAACUCUUUUCAAGGUCAGUGGUUUUCAGAAUGUUUUUGUUAUCAACCUUGCAUUAAUAAAGGCAGUGCUUCUUAUUUUUGCAUAAGUGUGUUCAUGUGUGCAUGGUAUAAUAUAUCAAACUCUACAAAAUAUGGCAGUAAAUGUGCUUUAAUAUGGAGGAGGUAUGAAAUAUUUACUGUUCACAAUCUUUGAAAAUAAUUUCCAGGGACCACAGUUUACAGAAUUUGGAUAAUGUACACUUAACAUGUGGCAUAUUAUCACAGAUUUUAGGAGCAGCCAGUUUCAUGAAGGAAAUAAAAUGAGGUUCCCAGUUUAGUAGAAUUAGGGAUAGACAAGAGUAGCAUCCUUCUCUUGGCCAUUUAACUGUGCAACAUUUUGCCCUAAUUAUAUUUCUUUCAGCAGUACUCAUUUCUGAUACUAGAUCUUGAGAACAUUUAAAAAGCUACAGGUGAUUGCACAGUUCUGUUUUAAAAAAGUCACUCUCAUACUUCUAGAAUGGGAGGAACACAAGACAGUGAUAAUAGAGGUUGAACAAUCUAUUCUGUUCUUACCCGGCGGAAAAAUGGGAGGAAGAAUCAGAUUUGUUCAAAUAAAACCCUGUAAAAGUGAAAAUAAAAUGAGGGGAACCUUUUCAACAUAUACAGAUACAUCCAAAAAUAUUGGUACU
Ahaetulla prasina is the source of this 4553-nucleotide messenger RNA. It is a transcript of the gene SOWAHA, whose product is annotated as sosondowah ankyrin repeat domain family member A. Lineage: Eukaryota; Metazoa; Chordata; Lepidosauria; Squamata; Colubridae. The transcript has a single exon. Gene Ontology annotation, molecular function: protein binding. The record is from RefSeq and is a predicted model, not a curated record. The coding region runs from base 136 to 1611 and encodes 491 amino acids.